This is a messenger RNA of Gossypium arboreum, 1346 nucleotides long. RefSeq names its product short-chain dehydrogenase RED1-like. Gene Ontology annotation, cellular component: endoplasmic reticulum. Lineage: Eukaryota; Viridiplantae; Streptophyta; Magnoliopsida; Malvales; Malvaceae. The transcript is spliced from 6 exons. The record is from RefSeq and is a predicted model, not a curated record. The coding region runs from base 515 to 1219 and encodes 234 amino acids.
UCCUGAUUUUCUAAUGUUUGGUUGGCUGAAAACAUUUUUCAUUUGGAAAAUGAUUUCUAAGACACGGGUAAAAUGUCUUACAUUUUAUGGAAAUUGUCUUACCAAUUUCGUUUCUGUAAGACAUUUUCCGGUCCCUCCAUCUAGACUUCAGGAAUCAAAUGCUCAGUGCCAUAAAUGGUUUCUCAAUGUCCAACCAAAAUGGUUUAUUCAUAAAUUCUUGUUUUGCUCACUGCCAGUCAGAGAGACAGGACACAUGGUAUGCAAAUGAUUCCCCUCAUAUUGGAAACAAGGCAAUUGCAGCAUCUGUUCGAGACUAGUUCUUUGAUCGAACAGCUACUAAAGCUAUUGACUGUCCGUACCCCUGUGAUAACACUUGUCACAAUCUUAUCUUCAAGAUCAAAGCCCAGUUGUUCUAAUCACAGGGUGUUCCCAGGGGGGAAUCGGGCAUGCCCUCGCACGAGCUUUUGCCAAUAACAACUGCAAGGUGGUGGCGACAAGUAGGUCUUUACGCUCCAUGUCCGAUCUGCAACGAGAUCCCAGGUUUUAUCUUCAAGAACUCGAUGUUCUCUCGGAGCAAAGCGUGCAGCAUGUCAUGUCUAAUGUAAUAAAUAAGUUUGGUCGUGUUGAUGUCUUGGUUAAUAAUGCUGGGAUCCAAUGCGUUGGCCCUCUUGCAGAAGUCCCUUUGCCUUCCAUGGAAAGUGCCUUCAAUACCAAUGUUUUUGGUGCGAUGAGACUAGUACAAGCUGUUGUACCUCACAUGGCAUCUAAGAAAAAGGGUAAGAUUGUGAAUGUUGGAAGUGUUAGUGCUUUGGCUCCUGGGCCAUGGUCCGGUGUCUAUUUUGCAUCUAAAGCAGCCCUUCAUGCGCUAACUGAUACUUUGAGGUUGGAGCUGAGCCAUUUCGGGAUCGAUGUCAUCAAUGUUGUGCCAGGAGCUGUAAGGUCAAACAUCGGGAAUUCUGCUAUAGCUAGCUACAAUAGGAUGCCUGAGUGGAAGCUAUAUAAACCAUUUGAAGAAGUCAUCCGAGCGAGAGCUUCCUUCUCACAACGAUCCAAGUCGACCCCAACGGAUGUGUUCGCAAAGGAUACAGUGAAUGUGAUUUUGAAGAAAAACCCACCAGCUUGGUUCUCGUCGGGUCAUUACUCCACUAUUAUGGGAAUUAUGUACCAUUUGCCAAUUUUUGUUAAAGAUUUCAUUAUUAGGAAAGCAAUGAAAUGUUGAUUUCUCCUACCACAAACCUGUUGUAGAUUUAAUGUAGUUACAUGUUUGAUUUCAUAAUAACAUGGGAUAUUUUAGAGUAUCUUCAAGAUUUUUUUUUUUUCAAAUAUAAUAGCCAAAUUUUCUUUAA